Molecule: messenger RNA, 2985 nt
Organism: Symbiodinium sp. CCMP2456
Lineage: Eukaryota; Dinophyceae; Suessiales; Symbiodiniaceae
Source: the annotation of a GenBank genome assembly
AUGGCCGACUUGACCAUGACGGCCCUGGCCAUGUCGCUGGGCGAGCUUAGCGCCAGACUCAUCCAGAGCUUUCUGGAGCUGCUAGAUUCGUCCCUGGUCACGGCGAUCACAGAGAAGGUGCUGCUGUUCUGCGUCUGGGACUUUGUGGAUGCAGCAGUCCGGCUGGUUGAGACCAGCUACAAGGUGGCCGCAGAGCUGCUGCAGAGCCGUUCAGCGGAUGGCUGUUCCAAAGAGAGCAGUCAGGGGCGGACGGAGCUGGCGGAGCGGAGCGCCCGAAGCUCCGACGGAGCUGAGUCGCCAACGCUGGCAGCUCCCGCUGCCACCAGCUUCGAGGAGAUGUCGAUUGACGAGAACCCGCUCACACAGCGCUUCGACCGUCUGGCAGAUGGGCUGUGGCUGUUCCUAGACAUCUACGACCGUGUGCGCCGAUUCGGAGAGGAGGAACCCUAUGACAGCCACGCCUGGGGCUUGCGAGACUUCCUCAAGGAGGUUCCCGAGGGCCGGCGCUUGGCGCUCCUGGAGGACACCUUCUCUCUGGCUCGAAGGACGGAGAUGUCGUGGGACACAAAGGUGACCUGGUGCACGGCGCUCGUGGCAUCGCUGACCUUUGUGCAGCAGAACGUCUCCUCGGCGCUCGAGCUCUCCUCCAGCAUGUUUCUGCGGUAUCGGAAACUGAUGCGCCUGGAGCAGACCUUCGACGUGCCGACUCACCUGGCCUUUCUGGAGCGCGUGCCGCAGUGGUUCGAUGAGAUGCCGGUCUUCAUGAAUUCCAUCGGCCACUCCCGGCCGGACCGCGCCGAGCUGCUCUUCUCGCGGAGCUCCCGGCUCUGCACCGCUGAAAACAGCAGCCGCCUCCAAACCUCCAGGGCCUCGAGUCACGCGAGCUGGAUGCCGGAGCGUCGGAAGUGGGCCGAUUCCACCGGCUACUGGGCCUGGCAUGGCCACGGGGCAGCGACGCUCUUGGAGGCCCUUGGUUCUGGUGGGCGCCUGGGGUCCUCCUUGAGCUACACCUUCUGGGCCGUGCGCUCCCUGGACUUACCGGAGCCCCGCUGCCACACGCAGACGGAGGUGCUCUACGACCCGACGGCGUGUCUCCAGGAGCAGGGCUGGGCCGGCUACGUCUACAUGGACUCGGCGAGGGCGGACAAGACCGUGGCCAGGUACGAGCCGCGGAGGUGGAAGGGGCAGCGCGUGCACCCGACCCCUUUCGAGAUCCAGUCCCUGCGAGACGGCGUGGUGGCGCCGCCAGAACCCAUGGACGUGCUGGUAGUUUCUCCGCUGGUCGGCAACUGUCGGGAUGUGGUCGAAAUGCUGCGCGCGGAGAGCAUGACAAUCAGCAAACUCGUUUAUGUGGCCAUCAACCCCAUGCUGCCGCCACCGGCGUUGGCGGAGCCCAAUUUCACGGCCGCCUUUGCUAGCUACUGGCGGAAGUCGCCAGAGCAGCUGGCGCGGGGCGCCGUGGCCGCUCAGUGCUCCCUGGCCAGCACCACAGAGGUGCUGCGGCCGCUGUCCUACUCCCUGCUCCAGGUCGAGCACCUCUACGCAGUGUACGUGCACAGUGCCUUCGCAGAGAUGGCACCUGACGAGAUGAAGGAGUUCGAGGAGUGGCGGCUGGGCUGGUUUUGCUCGCCGCUUUCUCGGUACCUCAUGGGCUUGGAGGCCAGCGAGGCCUCGGGUGCCCAAGGCUGCGCCGAGGCCGAGGCCGCGAAGGAGGCUCUGCCCACGCUCCGGCGUUUCUGGGCGAGGGCAGAGAAGGCCGGCGGCAGCCACGGCACCGAUUGCCCAGUUCCCUACCGCGGUCCCUGGUGCCAGGACGCGGAUCCAAGCACGCAGGACGAAGCGCGACCAUAUCGUGCCGCCGUGCACUACGUGGUGAACGAGGACGCCGAGCACUUGAAGGAGUUGCUUUUCAGUAUCCAAAGCCUCUGGAUGCAUUUCAACGAGCGCUUCGACUACCCAGUCCUCAUUUUCCAUGAUGGUUUGAGCCCCAAGACCCGCGAGAGCAUCGUGGCGAAGACGCCCGGACAGCGUAUCUGGUUCUUCUCGGUGGGGAACUGGGUCCCCAGCGAGGCGCAGCACGCGCUCCACAGCAACUUCGGAGCAGGAUACAUGGCUCAGUCCAGAUUCCGUUCAGGCCCAGUGUUUCACCACGAAGCCCUCGACGGCUUCGAUUACCUUUGGUCCCUGGACAGCGACAGCCACUUCCCUGCCCCUGUGGACGUCGACCCCUUCUUGCAGCUGCACUCGAAUCCGGAGCUGGUGAUGGGCUGGUCCUAUAUCACCACGACCUCGCCUGCUUCGGUUCGGCGCCUCUGGGAGUACACCAUGCUCUAUGCCAUGAAGGAGAAGGUGGACAUUUGGUCGAGCACGCUGUCCAAGAAUUGGAAGAGCGGCCGAACGCACUUCAUGUCGACGUUCCUGAGCUCCAGCAGCGUUGAAGGUCUGGACAGGAUGCCUCUCUGGAACAAUCGUGUCCUCAUGACGGACUGCGAGGUGCUCCGGCUGUCCUUCUUUCGAUCUUCAAGGUAUCAGGACUACUUCCGGUACCUCGACUCCCUCGAGGGCUUCUGGAGCCACCGUUGGGGUGACCACGCCGUGCGGACGUUGGGCGUGGGUCUGGCACUGUGGGAGGAGGACAGACCGACGUGGCAGCAGGCGGUAGGCCGCGGCAGUGAUGGCUGGCCCCGCGCUUUCCAGAUGGACCUGCCGUAUGCGCACCAAGACUUCUGCCAGUGCGACGGAGAGUGCAGGCCUCUCCACGACCCGAAGCGGGGCGUCGUCUUCGACGCGCUGCAGGGGCUCCGGAAGAAGUUCUGGACGUGCCUUCCAGCACCUCUGGACAAAGACGCAGAGCCUCGCGUGCGAAAAGAACUCCUUGCUUCAAUGAAAACAGCCGCCGAAGUGGAACACGGCUCCGUUGCCACCCGACUGCCUGGAACAGAGACUAGUCAUGUCGGCAAGAUCUUGUCAUCGCCGGGGCUCUAG